This is a messenger RNA of Anastrepha ludens (Mexican fruit fly), 4804 nucleotides long. RefSeq names its product protein pangolin, isoforms A/H/I/S-like. The transcript has 6 exons. Bases 2520 to 2771 code for a protein of 83 amino acids. The record is from RefSeq and is a predicted model, not a curated record. NCBI's taxonomy places the organism in Eukaryota, Metazoa, Arthropoda, Insecta, Diptera, Tephritidae. Gene Ontology annotation, biological process: canonical Wnt signaling pathway; regulation of transcription by RNA polymerase II. Gene Ontology annotation, molecular function: RNA polymerase II cis-regulatory region sequence-specific DNA binding; DNA-binding transcription factor activity, RNA polymerase II-specific. Gene Ontology annotation, cellular component: beta-catenin-TCF complex.
GCUGCAAGGCAACAUGCUAGUACGGUGUGCGCAAUCAACGCGGUUACAACAUCCAAAACAAAAUUGAGUAGAAUAUAAAAACAAAAUUUAAUUACAAAUUUUGUCUGUCUAACUAGCCAGCUUUUAGCUCUUGAUAAUUACUCCAAUGUACUCUUAUAUGUAAGCGAUUGCCAAUUGUUCCCGAUGCUUUUCGAAAUAAUUUGUCGGUAUUAACGCGUGGUGAUCACUUAAUCAACUAAUACUCUUGUUGACCACCGAUCAGACGUCAUUCGGCGUAGGAAAAUAUUUCGCGGCAACAAUGACGGUGUAUUGCAAUGACGAGCUGGAGUAGUCAGUUUGUCAAUCAUUCACGUACCGACGAUACGGACAAUCUAUUGAGCCCGCACAAAUAUCGAAAACAAAACACAUCGCGAAGAGAAUACGCCUAGACUCUAAGGACAUUACAUUUAUUAAUAAGCAACGAGGGCGAUAAGACGGAAUGGGAUCAACGAAUUUCAUCUAGCGCCAAGCUGUCUGAACAGACUCUAAUCUAUUAAUAUAGACUGCAUGAAACGGUCUCCAAACGAAUAACACAUAUUCUAACCUGGACUGAACUAAGGGCGAGUACAGCAGUUUGAGAGUAUAGAGAUCAGUAAACCAGAAUAGAAGAACUAUUUCGACGAAUAAAGGCUAACAUUGCGAACGAUUUAGAAAGAAUAAAGUUGAGCUUCGCAUCGAAAUAAACACCCAGCUGUACUUGAACAGGAGUCGGUGUAAAGAAUACUGGCGCACAAAUCCGCCAUUACAUACUGAAUCGCAUAGGCAACAUUCGACUGCAGACGCAGAGACGCAGGCGACGGCACGUCAAGUGCUGCGAAAAUCGCUGUGGCGUGUGCACGGGUGGAGACCUUGCCGUAGUUAAAUCCCGUCGCACACCAUACAACAGAAGUUGGCAGCGGUCGUUGGCUGCCAAUCUUGCAAUAGAAUUGUGCGCGCGUUGCUUCCAGACGUGCGUUCGUGCGUUUGCGUAGUGCGAAGCAACGGAAAAGUAAAAGUGCAUGCCAAGAACUGCAGCGACGGCACAAUUCUCUUUUCAUGUAACACCCAGCAUCGUCGAGUGGACGAAAUCAACACUUCAGCAGCGGCUACAAUACAACAACAAAAAAUACAACUACUUUAAAAAAAUCAAACGGAAAUUACGUACAAAACCAAAAGAAGAAUACAAUUAUUUGAAUUUUGUGCAUAAGAUAGUCGUUAUGGUACCUAAUAAUAAAGCUGGUUUAAAAAACAUAAUGUUAUUGCCGCAUAGCUGAUGCAACCAUAGUGAAGAGAAGCCGAUUAAGGAGAUAUACCUAGAGGAAUUUGGUGUACAGCCAUGAGAAUAAUCAUGUAGCUAACAAACAGGUUCUUACGUAUGUGUGUAAUUUAAUAGUGUUGGGUUGCAUUCAGUUUCAGUAGCGUGCUUAGCGGCGAGAGGGAAGCGAGAGUGAACGAGUAGUGAAAGUGAACGAAUUUAACGGUAUAUAGCUGCGAUACAAAUUUGUCGCCAUUGUUGUUAUUUAACCGAUAAAAGUGUUUAUGUGCGAUACGAAAGUGCUGGUGAAAUAAACGAAAGCGAGAAAAACAAUAACAACAAUACAAAUGCUAACAUAAAAAAAAAAACAAUAUAAAACAAUUUUAAGUUAUUAAAAUAAAAUGUGAUUUUAAAAAUAAGUAAAAUUUUGAAAUAAUAUAUGUGUGUAUAAUAUACAUACAUAUGUACGCAUGCAUGGACGGAUAAGGAAUUAUAGAAAAUAGGUACGAUGUGCAUUUUAAACUACAGUAAAUAGCUAAUAACAAUAAUAACAAAAUCUCACGUUAAUGAAAUAGUUAAAAGGAAACAACGAAAAAAAUAAAAAUUAACAUUACCAGCGCUAUCAAAUAACAUCAAUAAGAACUAUUACAAAAUUGCCAAGCAAUGCAAAUAAAAAACUGAAUUUACCCGUUGAAAAAACAACAUGCGAACAAGUGUGCAAUUAAAAAGUGUCAUUGUAAACCUGUCAAAAUAUAAAUCGUCAAAAUCAAAAUAUUGGAAAAUAUUAAAAAAAGUGGGUUAGAUCAAUAAUUAAAUAUUUUAAAACCAGUGCAUAAAGUCAAAAAAAAUUUAUGUACAGUUUAAAUAGUCAAGCAGCAUACAUACACAUACAUAACAAACAAAAUAUUGUGACAAACAUAGCAUUUAAGAAGCCUAUGUCCAAAAGCCUUCAUAUAUGUACAUAUGUAUAAUAGCAAAAGUAAAGCCGACAUUAAGGCCGAUUAUCAAUGCAAGUAUAUUCUACCGCAUAUGUAGAUAUACCUGCAUACACAUUUACAUAUAUUCAUAUAAAUAAAUGUUUGUGUAAACAUAUGUAUAAGUAUACCUCCGUUAGCGUUAUACAUAUCUAGUGAUGUAAUCAAUCUUGCGAGAGUAAAUCACGAUUUGAUAUUCCACAAAGCAAAGAGAAAAACUAAAAUAAAACUGAAAUUAACUACAAAUUUAACAACGCUUAUAAAAAAUCAUAAUGCCACACAAUAGCCAUAAUUCACACUCGCGACAUGGUGGUUCUUCCAGCGACGAUUUGGGAAGCACCGAUGAGGUGAAAAUUUUCAAAGACGAAGGUGAUCGCGAAGAAGAGAAAAUUUCAUCGGAGAAUCUGCUUGAAGAAAAGUCAAGCCUGAUAGAUUUGACAGAGAGUGAGGAAAAAAGCGGAAAGAUUCCAACAAGGCCGGAUCUGAGUCCAGUGUUUAGUACAUCCUCCUUAACGGGCCUAUAAGAGGAUAUCAUUUUUGAUUCUAUACACAUAUGCUUCGAAACAUAUGCGAUGAUGUUAUCUGCAGUUAAUGAAGGCUUAAACUAUGAUAAAUGUAGCCAUUUAACCCUAUGCACAACAUCUAACUGCUCACUUGUAUUACGACCAACAAUAUUUUGCGUUUUCGAUUUCUUACUGGGUUUGCUGGAAAUUACAGCAGCAGCAUCAGAGGUCACGGCAGAUACAGGAGCAAUGGGAGAAUGUAAGAUGAAGGCAUAAUAACAGCAGCAUUGGAAGCAGCAGGAGCGACCGUAUGAGCAUGCACGACAGCAGCAGAGCUAUUAUAUUGCUCAGUUGGUUGUACUAGAGAAGCAGCAGAAAUAUUUCUUUGCCCAGUAAUAACUGAGUGAGAGCUGUUGAUAAUUGUAGUUGCGGGAGAGGGCGAGACAGUUUGAUAUGUAGUUUUAUUUUUUGCUCUUUUCUUUUUAUUAUCACGGCAACCACUUACACCCCAUUUACACACGGAGACAUCUGGAAUGGAGACACUGGAAAUUCUCUUUUCAUGUCUCAUUCGCGGACACACGGGCAAAAUUGUUUUCGGCGACAUUUUGACAUUUAAUACUUUAGCAUCGUCUGGUUCGGAUGUAUUCUAGCACGCGCUUACAUGUAAAGCAGAGAGCGUUCGACAACAGUUUCUUAAAUAUAUGAAUGAAAAAUGCAAACUGGUUAAAUAAUAAAUAAUUUGUUGUUUUUUUUAUUGAAAUAUAUUUAUAAAUUCUUAUACUUGAAUAAAAAAAAUUAAAUUAAAAUCAUAUGUAAAUAAUUAACUUAAAAUUAAACUGAGUAUCUAGAAAUGCAGGGAAAAAUUAGAAAUCAACAUAAACAUGCCCCAUAAUAUAUUUUAAAUUAUACCUACUUUACUAGCAAAAAUAAUCGUGCAUUUCCCAAGCAGUGUUCGGAUGUUUGUCAUCUUUGUUAUCUUCCGUUUGCUUGAAAACCAACACAUAACUCAGAACCUUCUCCCACAAAGUAAGAAAACAAAUGAAGCAACUGUCAAAAAUUGCUUUAAGAUUGGAAAUACGAAUAAGAAGAGCAAAGCGUGUCGCCAGUACAGGAGACAAAUUCCCUUCCCUCUUACGCGGCCGUCCUUCACCCUCGAACAAAAUGUUUCCCUUCCAGAGGAGACAUCGUGUAAAUGGGCACUUACAUGCAUACAACCACGGAGUUCGUUAACCUCGGUUGUAAGUAAGGCAAGAGUAGAGGUGACAUCUUCAAUACUAUUUUUAUGCACUGCUCUUAAUUUUGAGUGCAGUUCUUCUGUUUUUUCAAUCAAAAGCUGUUUAUCAAAUCGAAGAGCACUAAUCACAACCAUUACACGGGCAUAUUCUGCUUUAAGAGAAACAAUUUCAUCAAGAACCGUUUGUGGGGAAAUUCGUGAAAUGAUUUCAGUUACUUUAUCACUUUCACCGGAUUUACACACGGAGACAUCUGGAUGGGAGACACAGCAAAUUCUCGUUUAAUGUUUCAUUCGCGGUCACACGGGCAAAUUUGUUUUCGGCAUUUAAUACUUUAGCAUCGUCUGGUUCGGAUAUAUUCUAGAACCCGCUUACAUGUAAAGCAGAGAGCGUUCCACAACAGUUUCUUAAAUAUUUCAAUCAGGAAUGCAAACUGGUUAAAUAAUAAAUAAUUUGCUAUUUCUUUUAUUUACAUAUAUACUACUGUGGGCAAAAAGUAAGGUGAUUUUAUUUGUCAAACUUCGCGGGAUUAAAAUUUCGCUCUAGUUAUUUUUUUCAUGAGUUGGCAGCACUGUUAAUAACAUCUGGGUCAACUUUCAUGUGAAUGUCAUUAUCAGUAAUAUAUUUACGCUUGUGUUUACCAAACGACCAAGAGUGCAUUUUUCGAUUUUUACAAUGUCUGAUUUGAUUGAGCAGAGAAGUGCCAUCAAAUUUUGUUUGCGGAAUGAAAUUUCGGCUGCGGAAACGUUUAGCAUGUUGCAGAAGGCAUUUGGUGAUUCGACCAUGUCGCAAGAAAAUGUUUAUAAGUGGUACAAUUUCCAA